GAUAGGCCAUAAUAACCACCCAACAAGGCGUUGUGCUACUAUGGGGGGAAUACCGAACCGAACCGAGAGUAAAUACGGUUUUGUUUUAGUUUAUGGUCAAGAUACAGGCUGAAAAUUCACCGGAAUGUCGAUGCAAGUGGAAAUGACGGAAUAUUGAGGAUUUAAUGUGGAUGUUGACGUCGACCCGUGCGUAAUGAGCAGAGUUGGAAAAAGAAGGUGUUGAGCUGCAUUUUUUUCUUCUUCUUCUUCCUCUGCCACAGACAAGUUUGAUCAGAGUACUGUCGAAACUACGAGGUGAUACGAAGGAAAAUAAUGGCUACAAAGCUCUUCACUUUCCGACAUGGCAGAAUGGGCCUGGGGCUCUGAGGAUGCUUCAGAGGAUCCAUGCCCGACCCACUACUGAGGACUGAAAGGAAUACAUAGUCUGAGCAGAAUGACUCAGCAAGAGGGGGGACCCCCAUGUAGCAAGUGAAGAGACGUGAGGAUGGGUGCCAAUGGAUCCAGCUAUCCACAUUCAUGCUCCCCACGCAUAGGGGGAAAUUCACAGGCACAGCAGACUUUUAUAGGGACCUCAUCCUACUCUCAGCAGGGAUAUGGCUGGGAGUCGAAGCUGUAUAGCCUGGAGCACGGCCAUGAGCGUCCCACGGACAGGAAAAAGAAGAGUCUUGGUCUGGCAACUCUCAAACGGAGGUUCAUCAAAAGGAGGAAGUCCAGCCGCUCAGCAGAUCAUGCGCGACAGAUGCGUGAGCUUUUGUCAGGAUGGGACGUUCGUGACACAAACGCACUGGUCGAGGAAUAUGAGGGAACAGCAGCCCUCAAGGAGCUGAGCUUCCAGGCCAGCCUGGCUCGUGCAGAGGCACCCAGCUUGCAGCGGGAUCUGGCUGCCCUCUACCAGCACAAGUACUGCACUGAUGUAGACCUCAUCUUCCAAAGUACCUGCUUCCCAGCUCACAGGGCCAUUUUGGCUGCUCGCUGCCCCUUUUUCAAGACAUUGCUUUCCUCAUCCCCUGGUUAUGGAGCAGAGGUUCUCAUGGACAUUGAGACAGCUGGCAUCGAUGUUCCCAUGUUUUCUGCCCUCCUUCAUUACUUGUACACUGGGGAGUUUGGGGUGGGUGGAGCAGAGGACACAAGGCUGCAAAAUGUGGAUGUACUAGUUCAGUUAAGUGAGGAGUUUGGUACACCUAACUCCCUGGAGGCAGAUAUGAAGGGCUUGUUUGACUACAUGUGCUACUAUGACGCUCUGCUCAGCUUCUCCUCAGACUCUGAGAUGAUAGAGAGCUGUAAUGAGAGAGGGGCUGUGGCUGCAGCACCAGCAGCGGGCUUAGGAGGCAGCGGGGCCCCAGGGACCCCAGACGAGGACCUCAGAGCACACAAGGCUAUUCUCUCAGCACGCUCCCCUUUCUUUAGGAACCUUUUGCAGAGACGUAUUCGCACAGGAGAGGAAAUGACGGAGCGCACGUUGCAGACACCCACCCGAAUAGUCUUGGAUGAGUCCAUCAUCCCACGAAAAUAUGUGCAGGUCAUUCUCCACUGCAUGUACACAGAUGUAGUUGAGCUAGGGCUGGUGCUCCGUGGCAGCCCCUCAGCUGGUAGCCUCGGUGAGGUGCAAGCCCUUGUUUCAGGGGGCCGUGGUGCCAGCACACGUACUGAGGAGGCCAUGGAGCUGUACCAUAUCGCUUUAUUCUUGGAGUUCAACAUGCUGGCUCAAGGAUGUGAAGACAUUGUUGUGGAAAGCUUGUCUCUGGACUCUCUUGUACCUAUUCUGAAGUGGAGUUCCCAGCCCUACGGCUCUAAGUGGGUCCACAGGCAGGCCAUGCAUUUCCUCUGCGAGGAGUUCAGUCAGGUCGUCUCCUCUGAUGUUCUCUACGAGCUCAACAAAGAACACCUUCUCAGCGCAAUACAGUCUGACUAUCUACAGGCGAGUGAACAGGACAUUCUCAAGUAUGUUGUUAAGUGGGGUGAGCAGCAGCUUAUUAAGAGGAUGGCAGACAGGGAGCCCAACCUGUUGAGCGGGACAGCCCACAGUGUUAACAAGAGGGGAGUGAAAAGGAGAGAUCUGGAUGUGGAAGAGCUAAAGGAGAUCUUGUCUCCCCUCCUGCCCUUCAUCCGGACUGAGCACAUCUUGCCUCCCAACAGUGACGUCCUCGCCGACGCACUUAAGAGGGGUUUGAUAAGCACUCCACCUUCAGACAUGCUGCCCACAGCCGAGGGGGGGAAAGCCAAUGCCUGGUUACGCCAGAAGAACGCGGGCAUUUAUGUGCGUCCUCGCCUAUUCUCUCCUUAUGUGGAGGAAGCUAAGUCUGUGCUUGAUGAAAUGAUGGUGGAGCAGACAGACUUGGUGCGUUUACGACUAGUGCGCAUGUCCAACGUCCCAGACACACUCUACAUGGUGAACAAUGCUGUGCCCCAGUGCUGUCAUAUGAUCAACCACCAGCAAAUGGCAGUCAACUCAAGCACAGCUCCUUCAGUUGUGGCUAAUGAAAUCCCAGUUCCUUCGCUGUCUGUAGUAAAAUAUAUGAUCCGGAGGCUGCAUGAACUGAGACACACAGAGCAGGUCCAGAGAGCUUAUGCCCUCAACUGUGGUGAGGGAGCCACAGUCAGCUAUGAGCUACAGCUGCGGGUGCUAAGAGAGUUUGGUCUGGCAGAUGGAGCCACUGAGCUACUUCAGAACCCAUACAAGUUCUUUCCAGAUGAGCGGUUUGGAGAUGAGAGUCCAAUUCUGGCCCUGCGCCAGGUGGGUCGUUGUCGGGUAAACAGCAGUCCAGCCAUGGAUAGCAUGUUCACAGAGCUGGAAGGGGUGGCAGGCUUCCACCCACCCCUACCUCCUCCACCUCCCCCAUACCACCCCCCUGCCACACCCAGUCAUGCUCAGCUCAAGGGUGCCUGGCGACCUCGUGUGCCCUUGCCGACUCCGACCAGAUCCUUCUCCUAUCCCUGUAACCGCACUCUGAUCCAGCGCCAUGCAGCCACUAAGCAUGGCAGCUCAGAGUACUCCUCUGUACCCAGGCCCCAGCCCCCAGACUGCACCAACCCUCAGGCUAUGGGCCGAACUUUGCUUUCAGACCAGCAAGCGAUGACCAUGGAGCCUGUUAUGAGAGAGUUCAUGCCUGACAUUGCGCUCGGCGUAUCAGUCAUGUCCCUGAGGGAGCAGCACAUGGCAGAGAUGGAUAGAGAAGGCCCUCACAGCCCCAUGGGUCCAUCAGGCCACCACCUGCCCCAUGGACCCUGCCCCUCUGCUCAUCUAAGCCAUGGUCAUGGUCCUGGACUUAGCCACUCUUGCAAAAGACACGCUCCCGAACCUAAACUGGAGGCUCAAGCUGAGUUUCCUGACCUAUAUGAUUUCUCCUGUCGACCUGCAACCCCCACCUCCUCUCAUCCUUUGCCCUCCUUUGCAGGACCUGAUCUCUACAGCCACAGCUGCAACCAAUCAGGCUCCUAUCCUCCCCCUUAUGUUUCGGAUUCUCAGCCCCAGGGCCACACGCAGGGACGUACAGCCUCUGAUCCUCUACGGCUGGAUGUCCUCAGUAUAAAGUCUCAAAGACACGAUGGAGUUCUUGCCAGCCCUUCUGGGGCCCAACCUAGGAUGGGACUUAUCCCUAAGGGACGAUCAAAUGAGACAGACCUGACUCAUGGAUUAGGCCAUUUACGGUCCCCAAGUGGAAAUAUGGACAGCUAUGAAGAGAGGCACAUAGGACCUAGAGAUGCCCCAGAAGAAAUGGUUCUGGCUGGAGAAUCAUCUAGGACAGGGCCUCACCAACAGCCUCACAGAAACAAUGUCAGUGAGGAGCUCGUCAGAGACCGCAGGUCACCCAGCAAACCUGACUACCCUUAUAAGAAAUCUGCACUUUAACCCCAGUGAAAGACCAAGGGGUUGAGUUAAGAAAAGGGAAAACAUGAUGAGUGGCUGCUUAUCAAAGAGGAUGGCAAAGCACUAAAUGUGUGCCUGAGAAAAGGGGUUGUAGAUGGUUGCUAUUUAUAGACUGUCCUUUUGUCCUACCUCUAUCACACUGUGCUAUCCAUCACAGAGUCAAGAGUUAGAGAUAUUGGUUAGCUGUGGAUCCAAGUCUGCUUAGUCCUGCUGGUUUAGAGGAUUUCUGGGAAUCUUCUGUGAUGGAGUAAUCUCUUGACUUUAAGAAAGAGGUUGAAUAUUCCGUGUGAAUUCUGCAAGAGGAGGUCAAAAUAUUAUUACAGCUCAGUUAUGAAUUGAUAGUUAAACAGACUUUUUUUAUUUGGCCCUGUUGUCUCUUGCCGAGAAAAGGACAAUAGCAUAAGAAUAUCAGUUUACACAUUUGAACAGUGGCACAACCUGAGGCAAAGUAUUAUGAUAAAGUCAUGAAAAUCGUAUGUAAAUAUGUCAGGCUGUAUCCUUUCCUACCAUGACUUGUAUUGCCAUUUCUUUGUUCAUUUCCAAAAUGACCCACCUGACUAGUUUUCCCCCUCCGAGUCCUGGUUUUGCACUGCUGAUGAGUGAUGGGCUGAGACCUUGUCACACAAUGCAGGAAUUAGAUCUGACAGGAAAUAGGUCAUCAGAGCUCAUCAUUCUCCCGUAACUGAGUCUGAUAAUGGUGUCAGGCGUUAACUAUCACAUCCUUUCUUUCUAACAGAGGCAGUAGCCUGCCAUUUUCUGCUGGGUGGGGUGGGUGGAUUUCAUUGCUGUCUCACAUGUUGACUGAUACACAGCAAUCAAACAGAUUGCUAGGGAUUUGUUGCUCUGGCAGCUGGAGCAAAAGUGUGUGUGUGCCUGUUAUGUCUAUGUGCAAGUAUAACUUUAAUACACACAGGUGUUAAGACAAUCUCAGUACUGUAACACUCCCAUCUUUGGUCAGGUUGGGUUGUACAUAUCAGAGUUUGAGGUCAUUAACCUGUCUUUGGCACAGAGUGCAGUGCUCCAUGUAUUCCCUUUUGCUUUGUUUACCAUCAAGUAAUCAGAUCUAAAGCCUUAACAAGUGCUUAGAAUAUUCAGUUUUACCUACUUCAUUCAGUGAAGUACAAUAUCAUUGUCUUGCAGCCCUUUUUAUUUACUUGACUCUUCUUUUCUCUAGACAUUCACUGCAUUUUUCCCGGUUGAUAGUGGUGGAUUUCACUGAAUUCCAAUGCUAAAACAAUGUGUAUACAUCAAGCCUCUAUUCCCCCUUCACAGGAAACUGUGGAUAUGCAUAGGCAGUGUUUAUAUUGUUAAAUACACCGUUAAGAGACCCUUUGCAGCUGUAGCUCCACAGCCCUGCAUUAUAAGCCUGUUACAGCUUGUAAAAAAACCUCACAUUCAAGUAUAUCAUUGCACUGUAGGAGCCAUAUGUUUAUUAGCUGGAGGGAAAAAGAACAAAUGACUCGAUCAAAAGAAAACCUAUUUUGAAGAAAAGUUGGCGAAUGCUGGCUCAUAUCUCCAAUGGAAAUUGUAUAUAAUGAAUUCCACACAUUCUGAUAUUUUAACAGUUCCUAUCAUAUUUUAGUGGUUGUUGAAGGUCUGUGUUUUUACUGUUGUGGACAACACUGUGUACUUGUCUUUGUCAUGAAAUCUCACCAAGAAUAUGUAGUUAAUAACCUCAAGAUUGUCGCAGAAUCUUUUUUUUUUUCUUCAAUGUUAUGCAUUCAGAGCGUUGUUCAAUAUAGUCGUUGAUGUGGAUUACCAUGUUGGUAGAAAAGCUCCCCCCUUAUUUUUUUUUAUUUUAAAUGCAACAGGAAAAUGUAGAUAUGUUUUCUGCUUUGUAGUGAUGGGAUUGCCAAGCAGGAAAAUCAUUUUUCCAUCUAAGUUGCUUCAUGGGGAAAAAAUGCAAAUCUCCAGAUUCUUCCCCAUGUAAUUGUUUUUCUUUUUUUUCCCCCCUCUCUCUCUCUCAAUGGAACAUCGUCCUGGAAGAAGUCCUUGUUUUUCUUUUUGCUGUAGAGGAGUCAGUGCCUUCCCCUGCCUGCGGCUGGGCUUUUAUUGGAGAAGUGACUUUGAUGUCUAUGCAAGCUCUUUUCUACCAGCUUACCAGCCUGCAUCAAGUAGUUCCUUAAAAUCUCAUGUAGCUCGUUUUGUGUACAGUGUUAUUUAGCACCUUUUUGAGACUGAACCAUCUGAAAUGUGUGAUUGCUUGUGCUGAAUUGUAACAGGUACCUUGUACUUGUAUCAUAGAAACCGUUUGUAGAUUGAUGUUACGUUGCAUUUAGUUUCACUGAAUCUAUUUUUCUACUGUCGCCUCAAAAGGUGCAUAACAGUGGUCAACUUGGGCAUCCUCAAAAUAAACUGUUUGAUAUUGUUA
This is a messenger RNA of Melanotaenia boesemani (Boeseman's rainbowfish), 6239 nucleotides long. RefSeq names its product BTB (POZ) domain containing 7 (gene btbd7). The transcript is spliced from 11 exons. Gene Ontology annotation, biological process: morphogenesis of a branching epithelium. The coding region runs from base 485 to 3850 and encodes 1121 amino acids. Lineage: Eukaryota; Metazoa; Chordata; Actinopteri; Atheriniformes; Melanotaeniidae. The record is from RefSeq and is a predicted model, not a curated record. Gene Ontology annotation, molecular function: protein binding.